Molecule: messenger RNA, 1081 nt
Organism: Vigna unguiculata (cowpea)
Lineage: Eukaryota; Viridiplantae; Streptophyta; Magnoliopsida; Fabales; Fabaceae
Product: hikeshi-like protein
Biological process (GO): protein import into nucleus
Cellular component (GO): nucleus; cytosol
Molecular function (GO): nuclear import signal receptor activity
Source: RefSeq, a predicted model, not a curated record
CAUGUAAAGUGUUUUUCAUCCCUUUGAAAAGACGAAUAUGUCCCCAUGUAUAUCCAGAAUGUUCUAGAGACGCCAUGAUCUUUCUCUGUUUCUAAGAAUCCUUAGAAAAACACAGGAAUUCUUCACAGUGCGAGUCAUCACUGAAUGUUCGGUGAAGAAACUAAACUCUGAUAGGAGGGAACAGAAGCAAGAGAUUCUCAACAUGUUCGGAGUGGUUUUCCCGAACCGGAGCUUCCCCAUGGAUAUCUCAACCUUCGCCCAAAUCGACACCUUCCACUGGGUCCUCGACAUGAACACUUUCGUAGGCGAGGCGUACGACCAGGUUCGCGACCUCUGCAUCUUCCUCCUUAACGGCUUCACCCUCCCGCCGGAGAAAGCGCUCGCCGUCUACAUCCAGUCGCCGGGAUCGCCCUUCGUCUUCUGCGGCGCCGUCACGGUGGCGCGCCCCUCCGCCGUCCUCACACUCUCGUGGCCGGAGCCCGGCGCUGCUGGGCCGCUGCAGCUGACGGCGGACGCGCAGCCGCUUUCGGCGAAGAUCGGCGUGUCGGUGGAAGAUCUGGCGUCGUUGCCGUCGCUUGAUGUGGCGGCGGAGAAGCGAAUCGAAGGGUUGGCGAUGAAGGUCGGAGAGAAUCUGUUCAAUUUCAUGCAAUCGUUUUGCGGUGUGGAUGGGUCCAAGUUGGUUGUUCCCAUGGAUAUCUUGGACCGUUGGUUCAAGAAGUUUCAAGAACGGGCCAAGCGUGACCCUGAAUACCUGAAGGGUUUCGCUUUGUAAGUCUAGAAUGCCUUUUCUUUUGUUCAUUAAUUGUUUAAAAUUGUAAUGACAGGGAAUAUAGAUGGAAUACUAUCUUGUACUGUGAUUCUAGCUUACAUGUUUUUUUUUUUUUUUGCUGAGAACUUGUGGUCACUUCAUAAUUUAGCAGAGUGGUUCAAAUUUGAAAUCUGUCUUUGUUAGAAGUACUGAAACAUAGAAUGCAGGUAGUGUUAGGUGAAACCUUAUUGUGAUUUUUUCUUAAUCCAUGUUUGAUAGCAGUGCAGAUACACAGGUGCAAUGUUAAAUUAGAAUGCUCAGAACAUUGUUAUA